This is a messenger RNA of Darwinula stevensoni, 2049 nucleotides long. Lineage: Eukaryota; Metazoa; Arthropoda; Ostracoda; Podocopida; Darwinulidae. The record is from the annotation of a GenBank genome assembly.
AUGCUUCCGAUCCUCUUGGCCGUGUCUCUGUGCACGAUCGUCUGCCUCACUGUGGUGUCCCUCUCCGACGGGAAAAUGAGGAGGACUGCGAGCGAGCCGUCUCUGGCCGAGUUAGCAGCCCGGGAGGUCCCACCGCCCGCCUCGCGCCAUCGCAACAUCAGUGCAUCCGUUUCCGUUCCCGACGAAAGGCGUGGAUGUGCUGCCGAGCUCUCCGAGCCCGACUCUGCUGGCGACGCUGAGGUUCCUGAACAUCGUGUUGAAUUCGGCCAGUGGAAAGAAGGCCAGAAUGAGGGCGAAAAGAUACGCAAGGUGUCUUACCACGUCCAACUGAAUAAUCCGCUGGGUCCGAAAACAGCAUUGUGCACACAAGACCAGGUCCUGGACAAAGCCACGAGACCAGGACAUCUCUACGCAGUAAAUUGUGAGGUCACCGCUCAUGGGAUCCCAUAUGGCGACAACUUCUCUGUUCUUUUGCAUUUCUGCAUGACUCGUAUAUCUCCGUCUCAAUCCUCGCUCCUCCUCUUCGGCCAAAUCAAGUACAAGAAAUCCACAUGGGGCUUGAUCAAGAACUUCAUCGAGAAGAACACCAAUUCCGGAAUGGAUGAACAUUACGGACAACUGGUUUCAGAGUUGCUGCGUGUUACUGGAGAGGAAAUGAGCAGGAAGGCACGAGUCCGGGGACGACGGAUAUCCAUACGCGACUCGUACGCGACGGGAGACGCACUGAGCCCCGAAUCCCCUCUCGCUCAAGUGCCAUCGCGUCCACGGCUGAUGCUUGCUUACACUCUUGGAAGGGAAGCAUCUGAUAGCAGCUCCAGUCGAGACGGGGAUGGGCAUGAGAUGCUUCCGAUCCUCUUGGCCGUGUCUCUGUGCACGAUCGUCUGCCUCACUGUGGUGUCCCUCUCCGACGGGAAAAUGAGGAGGACUGCGAGCGAGCCGUCGCUGGCCGAGUUAGCAGCCAGGGAGGUCCCACCGCCCGCCUCGCGCCAUCGCAACAUCAGUGCAUCCGUCUCCGUUCCCGACGAAAGGCGUGGAUGUGAUGCCGAGCUCUCCGAGCCCGACUCUGCUGGCGACGCUGAGGUUCCUGAACAUCAUAUUGAGUACGGCCAAUGGAAAGAAGGCGAGAAUGAGGGCGAAAAGAUACGCAAGCUGUCUUACCACGUCCAACUGAAUAAUCCGCUGGGUCCGAAAACAGCAUUGUGCACACAAGACCAGGUCCUGGACAAAGCCACGAGACCAGGACAUCUCUACGCAGUAAAUUGUGAGGUCACCGCUCAUGGGAUCCCAUAUGGCGACAACUUCUCUGUUCUUUUGCAUUUCUGCAUGACUCGUAUAUCUCCGUCUCAAUCCUCGCUCCUCCUCUUCGGCCAAAUCAAGUACAAGAAAUCCACAUGGGGCUUGAUCAAGAACUUCAUCGAGAAGAACACCAAUUCCGGAAUGGGUGAAUACUACGGACAACUGGUUUCAGAGUUGCUACGUGUUACUGGAGAGGAAAUGAGCAGGAAGGCACGAGUCCGGGGACGACGGAUAUCCAUACGCGACUCGUACGAGACGGGAGACGCACUGAGCCCCGAAUCCCCUCUCGUUCAAGUGCCAUCGCGUCCACGGCUGAGUGAGAUUCGUAGACCAUUAGUCCUGGACAAAGCCACGAGACCAGGACAUCUCUACGCAGUAAAUUGUGAGGUCACCGCUCAUGGGAUCCCAUAUGGCGACAACUUCUCUGUUCUUUUGCAUUUCUGCAUGACUCGUAUAUCUCCGUCUCAAUCCUCGCUCCUCCUCUUCGGCCAAAUCAAGUACAAGAAAUCCACAUGGGGCUUGAUCAAGAACUUCAUCGAGAAGAACACCAAUUCCGGAAUGGAUGAACAUUACGGACAACUGGUUUCAGAGUUGCUGCGUGUUACUGGAGAGGAAAUGAGCAGGAAGGCACGAGUCCGGGGACGACGGAUAUCCAUACGCGACUCGUACGCGACGGGAGACGCACUGAGCCCCGAAUCCCCUCUCGCUCAAGUGCCAUCGCGUCCACGGCUGAGUGAGAUUCGUAGACCAUUA